CGGCCCAGUAGUCUCUAGUCAUCAAUUUCAUCGGGUUUAAAGAACCGUAAUUGAAUUCGCGAUUUCGAGGAGACGCGCGGUUCAUAAUCAAACGUCUAACGGCACACCUACUCCUCUCCUCUAUUAAGAUGAAGAAGGCGUGUUUUCUGUGCCUACUCGUCUGUUUAACUACUGCAACUGCCUUAACGAGAAAACAGGAGGCGGCCGAGCAAAGUCGUCGUAAGGCAUCAUUGCCAUCGUUGAAAAGAAAGGAAGAAGGAGUCACGAGGACGGUCGAUGAGGAGCAAGAAAAAUACGAGGACGAGGACGAACUAUCGGAUCAAUGUCCUGAACCAAAUGGUUACUUUCCCGACGGUGAACAAUGCGACAAAUACUACGAUUGUCGGGACGGGAAAUUUACGGUGAAACUUUGUCCGGAUGGUUUGGUCUUCAAUGAUUUCAGUCCGCAACAUGAGAAGUGUGAUUUACCGUUUGGCAUUGAUUGUACCAAGAGACCAGAACUACAAAAACCUCAACCAUCGCCGCACUGUCCACGUAUGCACGGAUAUUUUGCACACGAGGAUUCAAGGAACUGCGACACUUUCUAUUACUGCGUCGAAGGGAAAUACAACAUGAUUACGUGUCCAGACGGACUUGUAUUUUCCGAGAAGACUGGCAUAUGCAAUUGGCCUGACGAGGCACAAAAAAAGGGCUGCGGAUCCAGAGAAUUAUUUAAUUUUACCUGUCCGAAGGUCGACGAUUCGGUUGCGGCAACUCAUCCAAGAUAUCCCGACACCGAGGAUUGUCAAUAUUUUUACGUAUGCGUAAAUGGUGAGAUACCAAGGAGAAGUGGAUGUAAACUUGGACAAGCAUUUGACGAACGCACAGGAAAGUGCGAUUGGGCUAGAAAAAUUCCAGAAUGUAAGGACUGGUACAAGGAUCAAUUGACCGACGAGGAAUUAGAUGCAUUAGAAAAUCCACCGCCAAAGCCUAAGCCUGCCGGCGGUGGUCAAAAUAGAAGAAAAGGAUCACGGCCAACUUAAAAUAAUAAACUUUCGUAGAUUCUACCUUGAGAUAUUUUACAAUUGAAAUUUGUCAUCUAUAAUAAAACAAAUGUCACUUUUCUUAGUUA
This is a messenger RNA of Vespula vulgaris, 1111 nucleotides long. It is a transcript of the gene Cpap3-b, whose product is annotated as protein obstructor-E-like. The transcript is spliced from 4 exons. The coding region runs from base 129 to 1022 and encodes 297 amino acids. Gene Ontology annotation, molecular function: chitin binding. The record is from RefSeq and is a predicted model, not a curated record. NCBI's taxonomy places the organism in Eukaryota, Metazoa, Arthropoda, Insecta, Hymenoptera, Vespidae. Gene Ontology annotation, cellular component: extracellular region.